AUGAUGAGCCACUCACGCAUCAGGAACCGGAGCCGCAGUGCCUGUGACAACGACUACCAAGUGGAUUUGGCAGCUGUCGCCAACCAUUCGGCGCGGGAGCAUCGUUGCAAUGAUCGGUCGCUCGUCAGUAACGCAACCCAGCGCUCGCGCACAUCGCAGUUUAUGACGGUCCAGCCGAAUCGCACCGCUGAGUGCCCGACCAUGGGAUCUCGUCAGACCAAUGACGAAACGGCGGGAUCGAUGGACGAUGACUUCGAUCAAAUCUACCGCGACCCGGAACAUAUGACUUCUUGGAUCGGCGACUUCCCAACUGGUGAUCAGUACGGCGUGCUCGAUGAUCAGUACACUCGCCAGCAAGCUAGCCGUCAGGCGGUAAGCUAUCAUCGUAACGGUGCGCACCUCGGCCGCUCUGCAGAUGUCAGCUAUACCAACUGUCCUCUCCAGCUCGAGACGCUGAAUGGAUACAGCCAGGACGUGACGUCCGACAGCCGUAUCAACGAAGUACCAGAGACGCCGACCGUCAGCACAAUUUAUCCUCGAAACGUGAUUCCUUUCCCGACCAAUGGUGGUCACAGGAGCCAGUCCAGCAUGAGAAAGCAUGCUAUAGCCAGAUACAUGCAUGACGCCGAGGACUACGCUCCUUCACAUUUCAUCUCGAAUGGCGGUCGUCCUCGCGACUCCUACUGA
Molecule: messenger RNA, 687 nt
Organism: Fulvia fulva
Lineage: Eukaryota; Fungi; Ascomycota; Dothideomycetes; Mycosphaerellales; Mycosphaerellaceae
Exons: 3
Coding region: 1-687 (228 amino acids)
Source: RefSeq, a predicted model, not a curated record